Messenger RNA from Ostertagia ostertagi, 2226 nucleotides. NCBI's taxonomy places the organism in Eukaryota, Metazoa, Nematoda, Chromadorea, Rhabditida, Trichostrongylidae. The record is from the annotation of a GenBank genome assembly.
AUGAAAUAUUCGCUGUACUUGGCAAGAAAGUACGCUGCUGAGGGCUGGUGGGAUAGGGCGAUUCGGCAUUAUCUUACUGUGCUGUUCACUUAUCAGAAUGUUGAGCAACGCGAAAUCGAAUUUGCUGAUGAGUUUCGAACAGUUCUGGAGAGCUGGAUGUGCUAUUCAAGAAACGCCGACUCAUGUCUCAGCGCUUUGUUCGCUCCCAUACUGAAUUUAUUCCCAAAGUGCGUACCAAUUGUCACAUUGCUUUCGGAGCACGUUUCUGGAAGUGCCAUGUUUCUGGAAGACACUGGCGAGACAGGUGUGUGCUCCUACGACAACCUCAAAGCAGCUAUUAACGCUGAAUGCGAUCAUUUGAUGGGUGCUGUAUUUCGGGUCUCCUCUGCUAACAUCCGGAGCGGUGUUUUUGACCAGUGGCACAUGUUUAUGAUCAAUGAUCAGGAGAGAAACAUGAAAUUCUUGGAAGCCUUGAAGAACACAAUUUCACCUACCGAUCAUGUCCUAGAUAUCGGCACUGGAACCGGAAUAUUGAGUGUCUUGCGGCUAGUGGAUGCACUGAAUUCUCCUUUUAUUUUCAGAUGUGGCGCUUCGAAGAUAUCGGCGAUUGAGGCAAAUCCAACGCUUUACCAGAUGGCCAAGAGAACUCUCGCUUUGAAUGGAGUGGGCAAUGCUAAAGUCAUACACGAGUAUUCGUAUGAAUACGAUCCGGAAGAAGACGAGUUGGCAGAUGUGGUUGUAUCGGAGAUUCUCGAUUGUUGUGCAUUUGGUGAAGGUGUGAUACCUGCCUUUCUUGAUGCCCAUCUCAGACUCGCAAAUAAUACGGCCCGAUUCAUACCUUCAAACGUCACCCUAUUUGCGACUUUGUUAGAGUCGCCCUCGAUUUACCUCAGUCAUGCCUUCACAUCACCGUCCGGCAAGGAGUAUCGGUCCGAAUAUGUUCCAUGUAAUGGGCAGAAACCAAAUGAGCCGUACUGGUGUACGCGAGUGUCGGACUUGGUCGACGCAAAGCAGCUCUCAUCAUCCCACAAGGUGCUCACGGUGGACUUCCAAAACGUCAAUGAACUGCAUCGAUACGUAUUUGGUCAGUGCGGUUCUAUUGAAACAAACAAGUUACGAAUUACUAAGAGCUUUUGGAGAGAGUUCCUGUCGUUUCUUCCGGAACGCUUCACGCCGUUGUCGUCCACUUUAAUGGGAGACAAUGAUUCGCUCAUCAUAUGGGUCUUAAUAUGGGGAGAUCCAGUACAUAGACACAUCGAAAAGUACUUGCUGGGAACAAGGCAUAUUCCCUCUACCAUACCCUCUGCGAGUGGGUUUUUUUUUAAUUUUUUUUGGAAGGCAUUGGUUCUAAUCAGGGAUAUCAUAAAUCUGAAUUGGUCUCUGAAGAGGACCAGGCUAGAUAUAUCAGUGGAUGUCACAGAGAAUUCUGAAGAGAUGCAUCUUAACCGCGAGCUAAUUGUGCGAAGUCAACUUGAUUACCGUACUAUGAACAACGACAUGCUGCUUCUUGCGAUUACUCGACUCCUACCUUCUAUUAGCAGAUAUUCGUGGAAUUUAGAUGGGGAGCUUAGCGCCGAAGAACUUGGAGUUGUAAGAUACCUGCCGCACUUCCUAAUAGAUUCAAAGGAUAUUAAUGGUACGAUCGAUAGAGAAGUGGAUGAAGGCUAUGCUGAUCAAUGUGUUGUUGUGUGGCCAAUACGGGGUGAUGGAUCAGUCAGUGAAGUGUUUUUGAACUUACUUCGAUCUUUACGGGCCAGAGAGGAUAUACCGCCUUCGCUGAAACAUUGUGGAUUCCUCACUGAUCGUCUUUCUGCUCAUGGAGUUCUCGUUUCAUCAGAACGCUUGUCAAAACUUACGCGUGUACAGCAAGACUCUCUCUGUGGUGUUGAUUUGUCUCCGCUUCAAAUGUACAAUCUGCUAGAAUAUAGGGAUAUUGAGAUUUCAACUUUCGAACACCACAUUUGUUCAAAUGAGUUCCGCUUUCUUCAUCUCGGAGAAGAAGACACGGAAUUGCUCUCGAAGAAGAUUGAGGUGCGGUGUACUUCUGCAGGCCUCGUGGAGGGUGUUCUGUAUUGGUGGCAGCUGGAUCACUAUUAUUCUACGCGACAAGAUCGCGGAACGUUUUUCAUAUUCAGGGAACCGAUCUCAGUGAACGUCGGGACUGUGCUCAACAUCACUUGCGAUGUCUACUGCGGCUCAAUUCUUCUCUCUGCUGAAAUCGCGUGA